AUGCGGCAGUGGUUGCUGCUGCAGCAGGAGCAGCAACAGCAGCAGCAGGAGCAGCAAGAGCAGCAGCAGGAGCAGCAGGAAGAGGGGCUAUGCCAGCGGCUGUCAGCAAGAAGGCUGCAGCAGCUGCUGCAUCAGCUGCUGCAGCAGCUGCUGCAGCUGCUGCAGCUGCUGCAGCAGCCGCAGCACGCGCUGCAGCAGCAGCUGCAUCAGCUGCUGCAGCAGCUGCAGCAGCUGCUGCGUCAGCUGCACCAGCGGCUGCACCCGCUGCUGCAGCAGCUUCGGCAGCAGCUGCAGCAGCUGCAGCAGCUGCUGCAGCAGCAGCAGCAGGAGCUGCAGCAGCAGCUCAAGAACUGCAGCAGCAAUUUAAAAGAAGCUCCUUUGGGUGUCGUGACACCUGAAAACGCCAAACAACUUUCUAGGGUUUACGAAUUUGACAAUUUGAUUUAUUUCCCCAACACCAAAUGCGCCGUUUGCAACAUUAUCAGCACCACUUAUGAAGUUUUUAAGCGCAAAAGCAUUGAAGAAAAAGCAGCAGCAGCAGCAGCAGCAGCUGCUGCUGCUGCUGCAGAGAGCGGCAGCAGCAGCAAAGAGAAGCAUGCAACGAAGCACAACUCGAGCAGAGCAGCAGAAGGUGCAGCAGCAGCAGAAGAUGCAGCAGCAGCAGAAGGUGCAGCAGCAGCAGAAGCUCCAGCAACAGCAGCAGCAGAAGCUACGCCAGCAGCAGCAGCAGCAUUAGCAGCAGCAGCAGCAGCAGCAGCGACAAAGGAAGCCAUACAACGCUCAAAGGCGCUUUACAACAAAGCUGCCGCAACAAAAGCAGCAGCAGCAGCAGCAGCAGCGCAGCAGCAGCAGCAGCAGCAGCAGCAGCAGCUUUGCGUGCAGCAGCAAAUUGCUACGAAGCAUUUUGCUUCGCCUCUUGGCUGA
This is a messenger RNA of Eimeria necatrix, 924 nucleotides long. RefSeq lists its product as hypothetical. The record is from RefSeq and is a predicted model, not a curated record. Lineage: Eukaryota; Apicomplexa; Conoidasida; Eucoccidiorida; Eimeriidae. Bases 1 to 924 code for a protein of 307 amino acids. The transcript is spliced from 6 exons.